Hypomesus transpacificus is the source of this 1402-nucleotide messenger RNA. RefSeq names its product melanin-concentrating hormone receptor 2 (gene mchr2b). Gene Ontology annotation, biological process: neuropeptide signaling pathway. Gene Ontology annotation, molecular function: neuropeptide binding; G protein-coupled receptor activity. The record is from RefSeq and is a predicted model, not a curated record. Lineage: Eukaryota; Metazoa; Chordata; Actinopteri; Osmeriformes; Osmeridae. Bases 323 to 1378 code for a protein of 351 amino acids. Gene Ontology annotation, cellular component: neuron projection; membrane. The transcript is spliced from 2 exons.
GGGGGUGUGUGACCGCUCUUUAUAGAUAAAUGUGCGCUGCAACAGGCAUCUGCCUGCUUCCAAGGUUGAUGCAGUUGACACACAUCGACACAUCUGCAACUCUCAUUUAAGCUUUUCCUAACUUUAAAAAAAAAUAUAUAUAUAUUUUAACCGAAUCUGUAAAGGGACACACUCUACAAAGGAUACACCCUGUUCUUAAGUUGCUGGUCAAAGUUUGGAAAUGACUCGCGCGCUUGGCAGGGCUGGCGUGCGUGUCUAGGCUAAUCCUGGCCUAUAUGUUAUUAAUUAGGGUACCUCUAGUCACACAUCUGAAGAUCUGAAGAUGAAUAACACGGAGAUGUGCAUUUCUGUGCACACACAGUACGAUGAAAUCAGCAACUUGACAAACUCGUCGUGUUUGAACAGAACUUCGCCGUACAGCAUUAUCGACAUUGCAACUUUUAUGCAUAUAUUUCCUACGAUAUAUGGUAUACUUUGUACGAUUGGAGUUAUUGCUAAUGGCUUGGUCAUUUAUGCGGUGGCAACCUGCAAGAAAAAAAUGGUUUCAGACAUUUAUGUGCUGAAUUUAGCCAUUGCCGACAUGCUUUUCUUGCUAGUGAUGCCCUUCAACAUCCAUCAACUUGUCAGAGACAGACAGUGGGUCUUUGGAAACUUCAUGUGCAAGGCUGUGGUUGUUGUGGAUGUGAGCAACCAAUUCACCACCGUGGGGAUCGUCACUGUUCUCUGUAUUGACAGGUACAUUGCCAUCGUCCACCCCACCUCUGAGAAGAGAACCAUCCAGUGGACGAUCAUCAUCAACAUCCUGGUGUGGCUGGGCAGCUUCCUCCUCACCGUGCCCGUGAUGAUGUACGCCAAGGUGGUCCGCAAGCGCCAGCUGGAGAUGUGUAUGAUGUUCCUGGACGGGCCCGAGGACAUGUACUGGUACACCCUGUACCAGUCCAUCCUAGGGUUCAUCCUGCCCCUCAUCAUCAUCAUCACCUUCUACUCCCUCACCCUGUACCACGUGUUCCGCUCCAUACGCCGAGUCAAGCGCAAACAGUCCGUGUGGGCCAAGCGGGCCACUAAGACCGUCCUCAUGGUCAUCUCCCUCUUCCUGGUCUGCUGGUCGCCCUAUCACGUGAUCCAGGUGAUCAAUCUGAGCAACAACAAGCCCACCAACGCCUUCAUUUACGCCUACAACAUCAGCAUCUGCCUGAGCUACUCGCACAGCUGCAUCAACCCCCUCAUGCUGCUGGUGUUUGCCCAGAACUACCGCGAGCGCCUCUGUCGCCGGACGGAGCUGCGCAGCUCCCAGCAGAGCUCCUCCAAGACCACCGUGGUCAAGACCGACGGCUCGAGUGUCGCCAACGACGCCAACUACGGCUGCACCGUCAUCUAGGCUGCCAACCCCUGUCCCCCUCUC